UCUCGCGGUCGCCAGCACCAGCUCACCUCCUUCUCUCAGUUGCCCAGCUUGCCAGGAAAAGAGCUGAUCCGGACGUUUGGUCUUUCCUCUGGUCUGGUUGACUGUGCCGGACCCCCCUUCCAGUCCCACCCACCGCUCUGCAACACAAACACACACACACGAGUCCUCAUUUUCUGGAUCUGCUCUUUGUUAUCAGAGCCUUUUCCUCCUCUGCUUUUAUUCCAGGAGAGAGAGAGUGAGAGAGAAAAAGAGAGGGAGAGAGGGUGAGUUUAUCUUCUCCUUUUAAAGGAUUGAUUUCAGACUGAAUCUGGAUCUGGUUUGUUUUCCUUGCUCGGGGCUGCCGCCGCCGCCACUGCAGGACCAGCGCUGAUACCCCUACUGAUGUAUUUAAAACCGGUUUAAACGUCGGGAACGGUUCAAGGGCCCCCCCCCCCGCGCGCUUCACAACCACCACCAGCACCACCCGGCCUGUCAGUCAUUUUUUUUUCACCACUGCAGUUUUCAAGUUGGAGCUCUGCUGGGAAAUGGACAAACCCCUCUAAACUAAAGACGCUUCCCAGCCCUACCGACUCAGCCACAGGACGUGAUUUGGACGAAGAUCCGCCGAGUGGAGGGCUUUGUGUUUGCUGGUGAAAAGAAUCAGCUGUGUGGACGGCACCUGUGCAGAGUGAAGGAGAAACAGAGUGGAACCAGCAGAACAUGUUUACUCCGCUGUUUCCAUAGUUACUGAGAGGAGCAUGCACGUCCAGGCCCGGCGUUAACGUCAGCGUUUGUCUCCUUCGCCUGCCUUAUAUAAGAACUACACUACCCACAAUACCUGUGACCGAUAACAUAGCCAACGCUUAGGUCGCUACAAACAAAGACACUCAGAGGAACGGCACCGCUGUAAGAGGACCACCAUGGCGAACAACCCUGCAGAGCAUCCUCCGGGGAAUUCGGUUGCUGAGGGCAACCAUGAAGGGGACUUUGGGGUGACCAUGAUGGACCUGAGGACCCUGAUGGAGCUGCGGAGCACAGAGGCCGUCAACAAGAUACGGGACACUUACGGAGACGUGCAGGGCAUCUGCUGCCGCCUGAAAACAUCACCUAUAGAAGGUCUGUCUGGUAACCCUGUCGAUUUGGAGAAACGUCACACGGCAUUUGGAAAGAACUUUAUCCCCCCAAAGAAGGCCAAGACGUUCCUGCAGCUGGUGUGGGAAGCUCUGCAGGAUGUCACGCUCAUUAUUCUGGAAAUUGCUGCAAUCAUCUCACUGGGCCUGUCCUUCUACCAUCCACCAGGGGGUGACAGUGAAGCAUGCGGCGCAUCUUCAAGUGGCGCCGAGGACGAGGGCGAGGCCCAGGCUGGCUGGAUUGAAGGUGCUGCCAUCUUGUUCUCAGUCAUCAUCGUGGUCCUGGUGACGGCCUUCAACGAUUGGUCCAAGGAGAAGCAGUUCCGCGGGCUGCAGAGUCGCAUCGAGCAAGAACAAAAGUUCACAGUCAUCCGCAAAGGUCAGGUCAUCCAGAUCCCCGUGGCCGAGAUCGUGGUUGGAGACAUCGCGCAGAUCAAAUACGGAGACCUGCUGCCAGCCGAUGGUAUCCUGAUCCAAGGCAACGACCUGAAGAUUGACGAGAGCUCUCUGACCGGAGAAUCCGACCAGGUUCGCAAGUCAAUGGAGAAGGACCCUAUGCUGCUGUCCGGGACCCAUGUGAUGGAGGGAUCAGGCAGGAUGGUGGUGUCAGCUGUCGGCCUCAACUCUCAAACAGGCAUCAUCUUUACUCUGCUGGGCGCCGGCGAGAACGACGAAGAGAAGAAGGUCAAGAAAAGUAAAAAACAAGGACCCCCCGAAAAUCGCAACAAAGCCAAGACCCAAGAUGGCAUCGCUCUGGAGAUCCAGCCUUUGAAGAGUGAAGAGGCUGCUGAGUCUGAGGAGAAGGAGGAAGUCAAACCAGUGAAGAAGGUCAACGUUACCAAGAAGGAGAAGUCUGUGCUUCAGGGGAAACUGACCAGACUGGCUGUACAGAUUGGGAAGGCCGGUCUGAUCAUGUCGGCUGUGACAGUCAUCAUCCUCAUCCUCUACUUUGUGAUUGACACCUUCGGGGUCCAGGGUCGGAGCUGGCUGGCCGAGUGCACCCCCAUUUACAUUCAGUAUUUUGUCAAGUUCUUCAUCAUCGGUGUGACAGUGCUGGUCGUUGCUGUUCCCGAGGGGCUGCCACUCGCUGUCACCAUUUCUCUGGCCUACUCUGUCAAGAAAAUGAUGAAAGACAACAACCUGGUGCGUCACCUGGACGCCUGUGAGACCAUGGGCAACGCCACGGCUAUCUGCUCAGACAAGACAGGUACUUUGACUAUGAACCGCAUGACAGUGGUGCAGGCGUACAUCGGCGACACACACUACAAGACGGUCCCCGAACCCGAUGCUAUCAAGCCAGACACUUUGGAAAUUAUGGUCAACAGCAUCUCCAUCAACUCGGCAUAUACCACCAAGAUCCUGCCUCCAGAGAAAGAAGGCGGCUUACCUCGCCACGUGGGCAACAAGACCGAAUGCGCUCUGCUGGGCCUGGUGCUGGAACUGAAGAGGGACUACCAGCCAAUCAGAGAUGAAGUCCCUGAAGAGAAGCUUUACAAGGUUUACACCUUCAACUCCUCCCGCAAAUCCAUGAGCACGGUGCUGAAGAACCCUGACGGAGGCUUCCGCAUGUACAGCAAAGGAGCAUCAGAGAUCGUCCUGAGGAAAUGCUCUCGUAUCUUGGACGCUCAGGGCCAGCCUCGUGCCUUCAAGCCCAAGGACCGUGAUGAGAUGGUGCGAAAGGUGAUUGAGCCGAUGGCGUGUGAUGGGCUGAGGACCAUCUGUGUGGCCUACAGGGACUUUCCUGCUGAGGCUGGAGAGCCGGACUGGGACAAUGAGAAUGACAUUCUCAAUGAACUGAUCUGCAUCGCCGUGGUGGGCAUCGAGGACCCCGUCAGACCUGAGGUACCUGAGGCCAUUGCUAAGUGCCAGCGUGCAGGCAUCACCGUCCGCAUGGUUACCGGAGACAACAUCAACACUGCUCGCGCCAUCGCAACCAAGUGUGGCAUCCUGCUGCCUGGGGAGGACUUCCUGUCUCUGGAGGGCAAAGAGUUCAACCAACAAAUCAGAAAUGACAAGGGAGAGGUGGAACAGGAGCGUCUGGAUAAAGUCUGGCCCAAACUGCGUGUUCUGGCUCGAUCGUCACCCACAGACAAACACACUCUGGUCAAAGGCAUCAUCGACAGCACGGUGGGCGAAACCCGACAGGUGGUGGCGGUGACAGGAGACGGUACCAAUGACGGCCCCGCCCUCAAGAAAGCUGAUGUUGGCUUUGCUAUGGGAAUCGCCGGCACAGAUGUGGCCAAAGAGGCGUCCGACAUCAUCCUGACUGACGACAACUUCACCAGUAUUGUCAAGGCCGUCAUGUGGGGGAGGAACGUCUACGACAGCAUCUCCAAGUUCCUGCAGUUCCAGCUGACCGUCAACGUGGUGGCCGUGAUUGUGGCGUUCACAGGCGCCUGCAUCACGCAGGACUCUCCUCUGAAAGCUGUCCAGAUGCUCUGGGUUAACCUCAUCAUGGACACUCUGGCAUCUCUUGCUCUCGCCACGGAACCGCCCACUGAGUCUCUGCUGCUACGUAAACCCUACGGUCGUAACAAGCCCCUCAUCUCCAGGACCAUGAUGAAGAACAUACUUGGCCAUGCUGUGUACCAGCUCAUCAUCAUUUUUACCCUGCUCUUCGCUGGUGAGAAGUUUUUUGACAUCGACAGUGGCCGCAACGCUCCCUUGCACGCCCCACCAUCAGAGCACUACACCAUCGUGUUCAAUGUGUUCGUCAUGAUGCAGCUCUUCAAUGAAAUCAAUGCCAGGAAGAUCCACGGCGAGAGGAACGUGUUCGAAGGUGUCUACAGGAACCCCAUCUUCUGCAGUGUUGUUCUGGGGACCUUCGCCCUGCAGAUCAUCAUCGUUCAGUUCGGAGGGAAGCCGUUCUCCUGCACAGCUCUGACCAUCGACCAGUGGUUGUGGUGCAUUUUCAUCGGCGUGGGAGAGCUGCUGUGGGGACAGCUGAUCACGGCCAUCCCGACACACCACCUGAAGUUCCUGAAGGAGGCCGGUCACGGUAUCACAAAGGAGGAGAUUCCCGAGGAGGAGCUGAACGAGGGCACGGAUGAGAUCGACCACGCCGAGAUGGAGCUGAGGAGAGGCCAGAUUCUCUGGUUCAGAGGUCUGAACCGCAUCCAGACUCAGAUGGAUGUGGUCUAUACCUUCCAGACGAGCCAGGCGGCAGUGCCUGGUGCCCUGCGCCGCCAGCCGUCCGUCGUCAGCCAGCACAAUGACAUUAAGGUGGUGAACGCGUUCCGUAGCUCCCUGUAUGCGGGGCUGGAGAGCCCAGAGUCCCGUAGCUCCAUCCACAGCUUCAUGGCCCAUCCUGAGUUCGUGCCCCUGUCCGAGGAGGAGGAGGCCCGCAUCCCCCCCAUCAAAGAAACUGGAGACGAGAUCGACCCCCUCCCCAGCUCCUCAUCAGGGGCCCGGGGAGGAGGAGAGCCGCCCAGCGCCUUCCCCCGCAGCCGCGAUUCAUCCAUCUGAGCUCCUCCUCCCUUCUCUUCAUCAGCUUCAUCUGUCACCCCACCAACCGAACUGUCACACCGAGGAGGGAAGUCAUGACUCAUUCUGCACGCACACAUGCUUCACAUCGUCUCCACCCCCUCCCUUGGUCAUUCCUGCCAAGUUCUGUUUUUCAUACUGACUGUGGCGUUGUUCUGCCUGUAAGUCUGUUGGAGUCUCCGCAGUGGAAGUCCCAGUCCAUUCAUUUUUUUUUUCUUUUCUUCUUAAUUUUUUUUUUUUUUUUACUUGACAUUCUUUUUGAAAAGCAUUUAAACUUUAUUGGGUUUGAUCCUUGCAGGACUCGCAGCAGCAUGUUGUGUUCUGUACGCGCUUCAUUCCUGCGUUCUCAAAAAAAAAAAAAUGGCACCGAACUUUUCAAAGAGUGCAACGAAUCUGAUGUACAUACGCUUCCGCUCUUCUACACAGCUAUAAACCGGGUCUGAUGGUCAGAAGAUUUUUAGGCAAAUGCAAAAAUGUAACCUUUAUUAUUAUUGUUUGUUUGUUUGUUUGAUUGUUUUGGGGUUUUUUUUAGACAUUGAUCAUUUAAUUUCUGAAACUUUUCAACGAAUGUCAGUUGAUGGUUGAUUCGGACUCCUGAGAAUGUCUUGUGAGUGUGACACUACAGCUUUCAAGGUUAAAAUGAUGUUUAUCCCUUUAUCGUGUCUGUAUGUGUUGCUUUUUCUUUAGCUGCUGUGUUGCAUGUGGAAGGACAGAAUGUUUACUACCCAAAAAUACCGAAGACGGCAGCAUCGGGAGGGGGGGGCUCGCUUUCUGCUCAGUGGGGGGUCUGACCUCAUCUCAUCCAGCCAGGGUUCUGGUUCUCUCUGCCCCUCCCCCAGUUUGUCCCCUGUGAGGAUAGGAAACGGGAGUGUGUUUCAUGCUCUCCCUCUCUAGUAGGAUGCAUGUUUUUGUUUAAUUCGUGUUGAGUCGCAUGAUAACUUAGAGUAGGAAUGAAUACUUGGGAUUCUGUCAACAACUAUGUGCGUCUGCAGCAGCGUCUGUUCAGAGCUCCAUGAGCUUCCUGUCUGUAGGACUGAACCUCCUGUUACCACAGCAGCCUCAUCGAUACUCGCCCAACACAGAGGAAACCAUCGGGGUGUUUAAAACAAUCGAUACCCUGGUGUUCCCGUACAUUUCGAGUACAGUCGAAGCUCGUGUGUGUGUGUGUGUGUGUGUGUGUGUGUGUGUGUGUGUGUGUGUGUGCGCUCAUUGCAAACGUAGCCCAGCCGACAUGUUGGGGUAAUGCAGAGUUGCAAGGGCCAAAAACCCAGUGUGUGUCUCGGUGUUGUCACAACGCAGGUAGUGCCGGUAAAAUGAGGUCACAACACACACCGAAAGCCUCGAGGGCCAACAACAAACAAACAAAAGCUGGAGCCUGUUUUUUUCCCCACUGCUCCCCUCCCACAGUGUCACUCGCCCGCCACGCGGCUGUGACCGGCCCGCUCCAAUCUCACGUCACCAACUGUGCACAGAGCUGCUUUCAGCUAGAAGAGGUUGGACAUAAACAAAACAGUAAUAAAUAGAUGAAGACAGACUAAAAUAAGGGUAAAUGUUCUUGUGCAUUCUCAUCCUUUGUCUUGUAAUGCUCUCCUCUGGACACCGAGGCCAGAGGAGAGGACACUUUAUAACCCAGGUUCAAACACCGGGCACGGGGACGUAACCCUCUGCUGACCAAAUUUAUAUCACUCCCAAACAGACGUUCACAUACCAGCAUGUAAAGAACGUAACGCUGGUUUGUGUCUCCUCACUGGCUGCACUCUGACAGGCUCAAAUUAGAUAAGACCCUUAGAUAAGGUACAGUAUUUAAGAUCUUAUUGAGACAUCUGCCCAUUUCAUGAAGAUUGUCUCCAUCAGAGUGGUGGGACUGUUGGCCCGCAGUGUGUCCUGGGGUUUUUUUGUUUGUUUGUUUUUACCAAAUUAAAUUAACAAAGACGAAUGAAGGUUUGCCAGAAAGCAUUUCAAGCUCACAUCAUAUCGGUGUCACUCACAUUUUUGCAGUCUCACUGUGCCGCUGGUAAAAGUUUUAUCCAAAAAAAAAAAAAAAAGUUGAGUUUCGACACGUAUUAAAACGACUGCACCGUUGAUGAGUCUGUUUUGGGGUCACAGGCAGGAAGUAAAUGGAGCUUUAAACGGGGUCCGGACCGUCUGCCUGUGUUUAAGACAAAUCUUAGCUCCUUUCUAUGAACAGAAACUUAAUCAGCUGUCAGUGACAUCACACAGCCAGCAGCGGAGAAGACGCUCAGUCAUCGCUCUCUGCUCUGCCGUGUCUGAUUGACAGGCGUCAGUGUGUCGGCCACACUGAGGUUUACGGGAGACUGACGAUGUCACCAGUCAGCCCAUAGAGUUAAAUCCACUGUGUUCCCGCUGCCGCUUAGUACUUCCUGCUCGUCUGCAGAUUACUGUCUUAAAAGAAGAAGGACUCAUCCUCCAAUCAGAAGCAGCGGUGUGUCUAAUCCCCUCUUAGUCUGACUAGCAGCCAUCAACCUAUCUAUGAACUAGGACACGUUAUUGAAGUAAUGUGCUACUACUGCCAUAUUUCCAACUUUUGUCAUGGCUAGGUUCUUCCUCUUCCCCCUCUGAUGAGCUUUUUCUAUGUAACUCAGAGCCAUAUUUUAUAGGUUGUCUGUAUUGUUUUUUUUUGUUUUUUUUUUUAAUCUCAUUGUUGUCGAGGUUUCCUUUGGACUUUCUCACCCCUGACCCUUUCUAAACCCCCUACCCUACCCUACCCCCAUCCCCCGGCCCUUUUACUUCAAACGCGACCAAAAAAAAAAAAAA
Molecule: messenger RNA, 7367 nt
Organism: Archocentrus centrarchus (flier cichlid)
Lineage: Eukaryota; Metazoa; Chordata; Actinopteri; Cichliformes; Cichlidae
Product: plasma membrane calcium-transporting ATPase 1-like
Exons: 23
Coding region: 900-4574 (1224 amino acids)
Biological process (GO): calcium ion transmembrane transport; regulation of cytosolic calcium ion concentration
Cellular component (GO): intracellular membrane-bounded organelle; plasma membrane
Molecular function (GO): ATP binding; ATP hydrolysis activity; PDZ domain binding
Source: RefSeq, a predicted model, not a curated record